Messenger RNA from Vespula vulgaris, 1117 nucleotides. Its product is annotated as fatty acid synthase-like. Gene Ontology annotation, biological process: fatty acid biosynthetic process. The record is from RefSeq and is a predicted model, not a curated record. Gene Ontology annotation, molecular function: fatty acid synthase activity. The transcript has 4 exons. The coding region runs from base 479 to 1117 and encodes 212 amino acids. NCBI's taxonomy places the organism in Eukaryota, Metazoa, Arthropoda, Insecta, Hymenoptera, Vespidae.
UUUCGAACAUAUUAAAACGUAUGAGUAAUUCUACAUUCAGUUCUAAUUUCUAUAUUAUAUUUCGCGUGGAAAACCGAAAAACAUUAAAACAAUAUGAUGGAUAUGAAGUAUUUGAAAAGACUAAGAAGUCGUAGAAAUUCCUCAAAUAUGCCAAUCCACAAAGAGACGAAGAAGUUGUCAUUUUUGGAUUUGCGGGUAGAUUAAGUAGUGAUUCCAGUAGUGGAUUUCUAGUAAUGUGGACCAAUUGAAAGAUAAUCUUUUCAACUGUAAAGAUUGUAUCACGACGGACGUACGUCGUUGAAAACAAGGUACCGAUUAUACUAAUUUCAUUUAACGGAAUAAUUAACGUUUAUAUUCUUUUCGUUAUAUUAUCGUUAUAUUUCAUAAGAUCGUUCAGAAAUUCCGAAGCGAAGCAGCAAAAUUAACGAUAUUAAGAAAUUCGAUGCGUUAUUUUUUGUAAGCUCAUACGGUGGAUCCUAUGUGUAAAAUGAUGCUCAAACAUACUUACAAAGCUAUAAUAGAUGCUGGGAUUAACCCAGAAGAUAUUCGGGAAUCAAGAACAGGUGUAUUCAUAAGUGUAUCUCUCUCCGAUUCCGAGACAACAUUGCUUUAUGGAAAAUAUCAGGCGAUAAUAUCAAUGAAGUCUGGCAUAAUACCGCUAAAUAUUAACUUCAAUGGACUACGAAAAGAUGUGAAAGGUCUUAUAGGAGGACGGAUUGAUGUUGUUACACAACUAACUUGCUUAGAUGGUGAAUACAUAGCUAUUAAUUCUUUCGACUUCGGUGGUGGUAAUGCUCAUGUUUUACUCAAGUCAAAUCCGAAAAUAAAGAUCAACAAAGAAUUACUAUGUAAUGAUUUGUCUAGACUCGUAGCUGUAUCAGGACGUAUCGCAGAAGCAGUAGAAAAUAUAUUAAAUGAGAAGUCAAUAUGUUUCGUCUUCCCUGGAAUGGACUCGCAAUGGUCCGAAAUAUGUAAAGAUUUGAUGAAAUUUCCAACGUUUGCUAAAGUAAUAGAGAAAUGCGACGCUAUGUUAAAACCACGUAAACUCCAUAUUUAUGAGAUUUUAACUAGUGCAGACAAUAUCUUACACUCCUUCGUUGGUAUUGCUGCAACUUAG